AUGUCUGAAGAACUUAUACAAGAAAGCAACCCAAUAGACGUAUUAAAAGCUCUCAGAUCACCAAUCAGUCAAAUAGACGACAUUGUUUAUAUGGGAAAUAGAGCUGGAGCUCAAGAUUUAAGGAUCCUGAAAAGUACUGAGAUCAAACGAAUACUGCAAAUACAAAGCUGAGAUGUUCCGCCGUUGUUCCCUAAUGAUUUUAUUUAUCACUGCAUAGUAAUCGGGGAUUUACCUGAUAAUGACAUAAGUCGACACAUUCCAGAUGCGCUUAGGUUUAUUGCAGAUGCGAUAAAGGCAAAUCAGAAGGUCUUCGUACACUGCGAUGCUGGAGCUUCGCGUAGCGGAAGCAUUGUAAUUGCGUAUUUGAUGGGGAGGCUUGGAAUUUCAUUUGACGAAGGGCUGAAACUUGCAAGGAAGGGAAGGGCAUGUGUGUGACCGAAUCCUGGGUUUGUGAGCCAGCUCAAGCAAUUGAGUCCAAGUCAACUAAGCCAGUAUUUUUUUUAA
This is a messenger RNA of Blepharisma stoltei, 504 nucleotides long. The record is from the annotation of a GenBank genome assembly. Lineage: Eukaryota; Ciliophora; Heterotrichea; Heterotrichida; Blepharismidae.